AUGGCAAAGGCAUUGCGGUUGAUUUUCCUCCUUGCAUCACAUCUCUUGGUCUCUGUGAUGUCGAGGACCUUUACCAUAGAGAACAAAUGUGAAUACACUAUAUGGCCUGCAAGCUACGACUACUCGGGAUCGCUUGACACAACCGGUAUCGUUCUUGAGAUGGGAGAGACACGUACCAUAAAUGCAUCGUCUUCAUGGAUAGGUCGUGUCUGGGGUAGGUCGCUCUGUUCCACCAACUUAACAGGAGCUUUCUUAUGCGCCACAGGAGACUGCAGCUCCGGCGAUAUUGAAUGCCUCGGUAACGCCACACAACCGACUACUGUGGCCGAGUUUAACCUCGACUCUGACGGUGGUUUAGACUAUUAUGACGUCAGCGUUAUCGAUGGUUACAACCUUCCUUUGCUUGUGACCCCGGAGAACGAAAAGUGUAGAAGUAUCGGGUGCGAUGUUGAUAUGAACAAGACGUGUCCAUCGGAGCUGAUGAUGAACAUUAGCAGCAGCCCCGGAUCGAACCAUCCAAUCGCUUGCAGGACCACAUGCCAGAAAGACCAGUUGCCGGAUCAAUGUUGUGUCGGACUCUACGUUGAAAAUGCCGUACCACCGGAAAAAUGCAAACGGACAAUCUACUCAAAGUCUUUCAACGAAGCGUGUCCAGGGGCUUAUAGCUACGCUUACGACACUAAUAUUAGCACCUUCACAUGUUCUUACUCCUCUAACUUUGCCAUCACGUUUUGCCCGUCUAAUCGCGAUAAAACCAGCAGGAGCCCAACGGCUGAGCCUCCAUUAGGACCUCAUACAAACAAUGGAGCUGUUGUAGCUCCCUCGGUGUCUCCACCCUCUAAGGAAACUGGAGCAGGAGCUGAACGAAAAUCUAUGCCCAAGUUGAAAAUCAUACUCGGAGUUUUAUCAGCUUUAGCUAUGAUUAUCAUUAUUGCGAUUGUGGUAAAGGUGAGAGCAAAUAAUAUGAGAAAGAGUGAUCGGAAUGAGAAGAACAUCGAAGCAGUUGUAAUGUUAAAACGAUUUAGUUAUGUACAAGUCAAGAAGAUGACAAAAUCAUUCGCGGAUGUUCUUGGGAAAGGAGGAUUUGGAAUUGUCUAUAAAGGGAAGUUACCUGAUGGCACCCGAGAUGUUGCGGUGAAGAUCUUGAAGGACUCAAACGAGAAUGGGGAAGAGUUCAUCAAUGAAGUAGCUAGCAUGAGUAGAACAUCUCAUGUUAACAUUGUUCCUCUUCUUGGAUUUUGCUAUGAAGGAAACAAGAAAGCUAUAAUAUAUGAGUUCAUGCCAAAUGGAUCCCUCGACAAAUUCAUCUCUGCGAAGAUGUCAACGAAGAUGGAAUGGAAAACGUUGUACAACAUUGCGGUAGGUGUUUCUCGUGGACUAGAAUACUUGCACAACCGUUGUGUAUCGAGGAUUGUACAUUUCGAUAUAAAGCCGCAGAACAUACUCAUUGAUGGAGAGUUUUCCCCCAAGAUUUCAGAUUUUGGCCUUGCUAAGCUAUGCAAAAAUAAUGAAAGCAUUAUGUCAAUGCUAGAUGCGAGAGGCACGGCAGGGUACAUUGCCCCAGAAGUGUUUUCCAAGAAUUAUGGUGGAGUUUCUCAUAAGUCAGAUGUGUAUAGUUAUGGAAUGGUGGUUCUUGAGAUGAUUGGAGCAAAGAAGAUAGAAAGAGCUCAAAAUGGUGGAUCCAACAAAAAUUCAAUGUAUUUUCCGGAUUGGAUUUAUAAAGAUCUCGAGAAGGGAGAAAUCAUGAGUUUUUUCGCAGAUAAAAUAACUGAAGAAGAAGAUGAGAAGAUAGUAAAGAAAAUGGUAUUGGUGGGUUUGUGGUGUAUUCAAACCAAUCCAUUUGAUCGUCCACCAAUGAUCAAAGUCGUUGAAAUGUUAGAAGGAAGUCUAGAGGCUCUGGAGAUUCCACCUAAGCCUAUAUUAUGUUUACCUGCAAUAAAAAUUCAAAGUGAUGGUGAGAUUCAAGAGACUUCAAGCUUCUCGAAACGAGGUGAAGAUACUUCACAUUAUUCCGAAGAAGUUCAAGAUAUUGCAGAAGAGAAUCAAGAUAGCUCAAGAUCUUACUACACCAAAGCCGGCAAGUAA
Arabis nemorensis is the source of this 2085-nucleotide messenger RNA. Lineage: Eukaryota; Viridiplantae; Streptophyta; Magnoliopsida; Brassicales; Brassicaceae. The record is from the annotation of a GenBank genome assembly.